Molecule: messenger RNA, 1230 nt
Organism: Callorhinchus milii (elephant shark)
Lineage: Eukaryota; Metazoa; Chordata; Chondrichthyes; Chimaeriformes; Callorhinchidae
Exons: 8
Coding region: 1-1230 (409 amino acids)
Source: RefSeq, a predicted model, not a curated record
AUGGCUCAGAAAAUCAAGAGGGAAUCAGCCCCUGGGGAAACCUAUAAACUUCAAGCUCUACAAGAGUUUUACUGCUCUGAGAUCACAUCGUACAAUCACAAGCUUCAGGUACAGCACGAGGAAAGUGAGUCCCGAACCCAGACACAACUUCAGAUCAACUACGGCAGACACUGGGACGAGAUCAAUAACAAGAAAAAGAUUUUCAUCACCCAACUGUUCAAAAACGACUCCAGCUCCAGCCUCGCCAACUACCUGAUGGAGUUCACCUUGCAAAUGCCGGAGAGACAGGCUAACUACCGCACCGAGCUGGUGCACACCUGCCGAAUGCAGGGUCGCAGGGAGAGCAACACGCAGGUCAAAGUCCUGUACAACGACAAGACCCCCUUCCUGGCAGGACUGCAAUGGAAAGACUCGUCGAAACCCAGUCUGAAGAAAUGGGAAGGCUCAUUGAACCUAGACACCCCAUGGCUUUAUCUCCAGACAUCACACAAGCUCAAUCAACCUCACAGCCGUGCCUAUCAGUCAACCGUAGAAAUAACAGCAGCAAAAGCCAUUUCGGUGAAGAAACUGGUGCUCUACACCUACUACAAAGACAAAGGGAACAAGAAGGAAGGCAGAAUCCACGUCCAUACCCCCACUACUACAUACCUGAAGGCCUCUGCGGUUGGCCACGUUGGUGAGAAUUUUUUCAGAAGCCACAGCGAAGUGGUGUCUCGGUGGAACCUGCCUAUUAAGAACGCACUCUCCGUGGAGAGCAAAGAAAAAGUCAAGUCCUUGUACUUUUGGAUCAAGCAACAGAAGAAAGAAUUUAAUUUCACCGCUAACUAUGCCAGCAGAGAGCAGCCCAAGAAGAAGAGGAACCUGUCAGUUUUGGCCUCAUGGAUGGACCACAAGGCUCCCCCUUUAUUAGCUCAGCUGAAUGUACAGAUCGAGGAACUCAAGAGGGAGAAGCUGCUCUUCCAGAACCGGGCGUCGCUGAACUUCAGACACUCUCUUAAGCUGCCUGUCCCCCGCAACCUCCUUCUGCAGGAGACGUUCACCGUGGAUAAGAGAAAGCAACGUUAUGUCUUGGAAGUAAAGGCCUUAGUGAAUGAGGAAGAUGAAACGGUUCACACGCUCACUCUGGGAUACCAACCUGAAGCACCGUAUGUAACCUGCCCGUCGGUCCUCUCCAUCACAUCAUCAGGUUCCAGGUCUGCAAAACGGAAACUGCUUUCCUUCAGCUGCUGA